Molecule: messenger RNA, 1270 nt
Organism: Aspergillus caelatus
Lineage: Eukaryota; Fungi; Ascomycota; Eurotiomycetes; Eurotiales; Aspergillaceae
Exons: 1
Coding region: 100-1140 (346 amino acids)
Molecular function (GO): heme binding
Source: RefSeq, a predicted model, not a curated record
CGGGCAUCUGGAAAUGUGUUCCUGUCGUCAUUUUUUGUUGUCUCCGAUCUUCAGGCACCCUUCUCGCUUUCACCAUCUACAACCUUCGGACCGCCCAGAAUGGGCUGGCUAGGAGUGGCUACACUCAUUGCGACUGCAUGUUUCCUGCUUUACCGUCACCCCCCAUCCAGCUGGACGCCUGAGCCCUCCAUCUCUCAACCCCCGCCGAAACCAACUCUUGAAGAGCCUCCUACCGAUCGCGCCACAGAUGAUGCGAAAGUGAAGGAUGACUCCAAACCACUCGAAGAAAAAGACGGAAAUGCAGAAGACUCCCAGUCAACACCCAAGGCAUCUGCAUCGAGUCCACCGUCCCUCGAAGUGCCCACGCUGCGUCUCGACAGCGACAAGGUCGACAAGACAACCACCACUACCGAGAACCAGGCCGACCAAAAGCCAAUCCAGAAUGGAUCAGCGAAACCCUCAGAGCCGGUCGCUAUCGUAGUUAAUAAUGCCGCCAUGUUACCUCCACCACGGCCCACCGCAAGCAGUUCCUCCUUGAUGCCUCCCCCGCCGCCACCUCGACUCCGUCCGACAAUGUCCCAAACCCAACAACCACAAUCCGCCCCCGCGGGACGAUAUCCCCCGCGCCCAAAUCCAGGCAGCUCCCUUCGUCCGCCACCCUCUGCAGCGGCAUCGCUACGUGUACCGCCCUCCAGUCGUCCCACCAGUAAUAGCCUGGCACCCGUCAAACUCACCGCACAGCCCUCCAAUUCAUCGAAGCGGGCAGUUCUCGAACCAGGCUACUCCCCCCUGGAUUGGGCCGCGCUUACAUCAAACCCCAAGAACAACUUGCGGGGUGCAAAUCUACCCCCAACUCUGGUCAAGGUGACCCCGUCGAUGCUCAAGGCACAGAAUGGACGGAAGGGUCGCGAUGCCUGGACUUCGUACCAGGGCAAGGUCUAUAACAUCACGCCAUAUGUCCCAUUCCACCCUGGCGGGAAGGGUGAAUUGCUCCGUGGUGCCGGGAAGGACUCGGCGAAGUUGUUCAUGGAGAUUCAUCCAUGGGUGAACUGGGAUGCCAUCCUGGGGGAGUGUCUUGUGGGAAUCCUCGUUUCUGAGAACGACGGAGCGGCCGAGAAUGCUCUCGAUGCUAUGGACUGAUUUAUAUUUCUUUUUUCUGCUCUGGUUUCUCUUGGAUCGUUAUAGACUUGGUGACGACAGAUUGUAUUAUACUAGAGGUUUCGCAUGAUACCCAGAGAUACAGAUAUCUACAUACUUACAUAUACAGAUC